UGUUAUGGUUUGAGCGUUUUGUUGUGAGAGAUUUGCCAUGUCAGAGCAGGAGAUUGAAAGGGUGAGCCCUGAACCCAGUUGCUUCGCGGUGCAGAUCCCGACACAAGAUGUGAAUCAAACCGAGAGUGAGUUUUGGGAAGAUGCUGAUGAUGCUGAAUACAAGCAGGAGAUCAAAGUUGAGCUCUGUACAUCCACAGACAUGACUUUGCAAAAAGAAAACAGCGAAACACUGGAACAGGAAACGCAAGACGACGUAAAUCCUCAUGGAAGUGAAAGAAACAAGAUAAUUUCAUCCAAAGACGUUGGAAACUCAACAGCAACGGUAAAGGUCUUGCUAAUGCCAGAGAGGCACAUGAUAACAGUGGCCUUCACUAUUGGCCUUACAAUCCUGGAUCUGAAAAAGCAAUUUGCUUUUGAGCUAAGAGUACCAUCAGACAUCAUACAGAUCACUCUAGACGACAAAAGUGUAGAUGACCACCAGACAUUACUGGACAUUGGUGUACAGCAACAUGGGAUGGUCCAAUUUGAGAUGAGCUCGUUAGACCCAGAGAAUUACCCCAUGAGACCAGUCAAACCCCAACAAGAGUACAACAUGCCGGAUGUCAUCACUGUCAGGGUGCAAACAGACACAGACGCAUAUCAGGAUGUGGUGGUGGAGAUAGAGAGAGCCACUCGAGGAAAGGCAUUUCUUGGAGGACACCGUCAUAAGGUCACUAAGGCGGAGUAUUAUCAUGCUGCUGUCCAGACCAGGCCUAAGAAGAGGCCUGACAGGGGAAUUGAGACAUUCUGCAGGGAUACGCAGACUGUGCAGUUGAAGAACCAGGCUCAGCAGUGCUCCAAGAACGCCUCUACUCAGAUGACCAAAAUCGGCUGUUAUGUGUCCAAUAUGGAGGACAAGCUCAUUACUCCAGGAACAUACAUCACUGCAGAAGAGUACCACAGCAAGAGACUAAGAGCUGUCAUUACACUACAGACAUAUGUGCGGCGCUGGCUAGCCAAGCGUUUCACAGACAGCUUGAGACAGGCUAAAGAGCUGCGUCUGGCCUGGCUAGAGAAUGAAAAGAGAAGGAAGAAAGAGAAGAAAGAGCAGCAGAUCAGAGAUGAGUAUCACCGCAGGAUGAAUCCAGAGAAAAAGGGAGACUUUGAUCUGCUUUAUAAUGCCUUGAAAAAAUGGAGGAUCGAGGAGGUGGAAUGCAUUAAUGGAACCUUCUCUGGUGCGGAGAGGAAGGCAGCGUUGUGCGCUCUACUGGAGCAAGAGACCCAUUUCAUCUCCUCCAUAGAACGCCACAGGAUAGCUGUAGGCGAGAGAAACCAGGAUAAGGCUAUCCAAGCCUUCCUCAACAAGUCUGCAGAGCCUAAGAGAUGGCGUGCAUUUGAUGGUAAGGUGACGGAGAUGGACACACAGUUCACCAUCCGAGCCAAGGAACUGCGGGAUCUGUACAGCAGCAUCACUCAGGCUCAAUUCACAAGGGAUGAACGCUUGGAUGUACUGCUCACUCUCAAGCACACUGUAAAGGAACACAAGUGCAAGCUGACUCAGGACAUAGUGGACUUGAUUGACAGGGAGGCGGACCUGCUGAUGAGGGGUGUGAAAAAGAGUAACCUGGAAGGAUUGAGGAAGAGAAUAUCAACUCUCUUCCUCCAGUACAUCAAAAUGCCUGCGUUCAACCCACAGGUGUCCAAACUACUGCGGGUGCCUCAAGAUCCUGCCGAUUUUAGAAAGAACAUCUGUUUGUGUCGUGGCUGUAACAAGUAUCAGUCAUCCACUGAAUUUGCCCUGAUGGCUAACGCGUCUUUGGUCAGCCUGUGUCGGCGCUGUACAGAGUUAGACAAUGAGGCCCGGCGUAGAGAAGACUUCACUCUCUAUAAGAACAUCCUCAAACGUCUGCGUGAAACUGAGGCGGAGUGCAGCCCAAAUGCCAAAAUUACCUUCCUGCUGCAGGAGCAAGACCUGCGGUAUCUGGUGGAUGUGCUGUGGGGAGCUCAGUCUGCUCUGAGCGGCUGGAACGACCUGCACGAUUUGCUGCUGGUACGCUGGGAGAAGUAUUUGGACUGGAGUCCCUGGAACUGCAUCCUCCUAACGAAGGACGAAGCGGCCGCACACCUCAGAGUGGAAAACAUCGAGAAGGCAUACGAUGUAGUAGUUAUUCAUAAUGUCAAACAGAAACAUGCACUGGCUAGGAAGUACUUCUCCCAGAUACCUGCGAUGGCCGAAUGUCUGCGUGAUGCUGAGAUUCAGCCCGCUGCCCUUGGCAACCUGCUGGUCUCCAAGCCCAUCACCAAGACGACCGAGUAGAAUUGCUUAGAGGCUACGCACAAUCCUGCAGGUUCUCAGGGACUUCUGCAGUAUCACUGUUUCCUUAGGAUUUGUGUAUGACUUUGUGUUGCUUUAAGUGUAUGAUAAUCAUUCAAGGGAUAGUUCACCAAAAAUUGUCAUCUGUCAUCAUUUACUCACCCUGAUGUUGUUUGAAACCUUUAUAACUUCUUUCUUCCAUGUUUUGCUAAAUGUUACCCUCUGUCACCAUUCACUUUCAUUGCAUGGAAUGAAAGUUAAUGGUGACUAAUGCUGUCAGACCCUAAAAUUCUGUUUAUCUAAUCUGGGUUCCAGAGAAGAAAGAAAGUCAUACGAGUUUGGAAUGAGUAAAUGAUGACACAAUUUUCAUUUUUGGAUGAACUAUCCCUUUAAGAUCAAUUAAUGAAUUUGAAUAUCUUAUAUGUCACUUACAACCAGAGUUUGCAAGCCAUUUUGUCUCUACUGCACUGUGCAAAUUGGACUGAUAAUUAAAAUCUUCUGCUGCCCUCUUACUUUGCUUUCUAUUCAUUAGGAUCAUUCAUUAAUAUUAAUGAGUUAUCAGUAGCCUGUAAUGAGGAUUUCCAUUUCGAUUUUUCUUUCUCGUUCUGUUUUUGUUUUGCUGUCAACCUCAUUGGUAUUUUGUAUAAAGCUAAUU
This is a messenger RNA of Myxocyprinus asiaticus (Chinese sucker), 2948 nucleotides long. It is a transcript of the gene iqub, whose product is annotated as IQ motif and ubiquitin domain containing. NCBI's taxonomy places the organism in Eukaryota, Metazoa, Chordata, Actinopteri, Cypriniformes, Catostomidae. The transcript is spliced from 12 exons. Gene Ontology annotation, biological process: cilium assembly. Bases 38 to 2296 code for a protein of 752 amino acids. Gene Ontology annotation, molecular function: protein binding. Gene Ontology annotation, cellular component: motile cilium; acrosomal vesicle. The record is from RefSeq and is a predicted model, not a curated record.